Coturnix japonica (Japanese quail) is the source of this 2173-nucleotide messenger RNA. RefSeq names its product NOP56 ribonucleoprotein (gene NOP56). The record is from RefSeq and is a predicted model, not a curated record. Gene Ontology annotation, cellular component: small-subunit processome; box C/D methylation guide snoRNP complex. NCBI's taxonomy places the organism in Eukaryota, Metazoa, Chordata, Aves, Galliformes, Phasianidae. Gene Ontology annotation, molecular function: snoRNA binding.
AGCGCGAAAGUGGGCGGAUCCUCCUCAGCCUCGCGCUCUUUUUGAGGACGCCCGCUCUGAUUGGCUGCGUGCGGGCGGAUAUCCGGUGCAGCAAGCUUCCGCUGCGGCCUAGUGAAUCCGGUGCAGCACGAUGGUGCUGCUACAUGUGCUGUUCGAGCAUGCGGCCGGAUACGCGCUGUUCGCCGUUAGGGAGGUGGAGGAGAUCGGGCUGCUGUUACCACAGGUAGAACAGAGCGUCCUUAACGUCGGCAAGUUCCAUAACGUGGUGAAAUUGGCCGCUUUCUCCCCGUUUAAAUCGGCUCAAAGCGCCUUAGAGAACAUGAAUGCUGUAUCAGAAGGGAUCCUACAUGAGGAUUUGAGGCUCUUAUUGGAGACGUCGAUGCCGGCGAAGAAGAAAAAGGCGAUUUUGGGGGUCGGGGAUGCGAAAAUCGGUGCCGCCAUCUUGGAGGAGUUGGGAUAUCAGUGUCAGACCGGGGGGGUGGUGGCGGAGAUCAUGAGGGGGAUCCGCCUGCACUUCCACGCAUUAGUGAAGGGCCUCACAGCUCAGUCGGCCUCUAAGGCUCAGCUCGGCCUCGGCCACAGCUACUCCCGAGCCAAAGUGAAGUUCAACGUGAACCGUGUGGACAACAUGAUCAUCCAGUCCAUCAGUCUGCUGGACCAGCUGGACAAGGACAUCAACACCUUCUCCAUGCGCGUGCGGGAAUGGUACGGUUACCACUUCCCCGAGCUGAUUAAGAUCGUGUCUGAGAACUACACGUAUUGUCGGCUGGCCAAGUUCAUCGGGAACCGCAAGGAGCUGAGCGAGGAGAGCCUGGAGGGGCUGGAGGAGAUCGUCAUGGACGGGGCCAAGGCUCAGGCCAUCCUGGAGGCGUCGCGCUCCUCCAUGGGGAUGGACAUUUCCCCCAUCGACCUCAUCAACAUCGAGAGUUUCUCCAGCCGCGUCAUCUCGCUGUCCGAGUACCGCAAGGGCCUGCAGGAAUAUCUGCGCUCCAAGAUGAGCCAGGUGGCCCCCAGCCUCUCAGCGCUCAUCGGGGAGGUGGUGGGCGCCCGCCUCAUCUCCCACGCCGGCAGCCUGACCAACCUGGCCAAGUACCCGGCCUCGACGGUGCAGAUCCUGGGGGCGGAGAAGGCCCUGUUCAGGGCUCUGAAGACCCGCGGGAACACCCCCAAGUACGGCCUCAUCUUCCACUCCACCUUCAUCGGGCGCGCGGCCGCCAAGAACAAAGGGCGCAUCUCCCGCUACCUGGCCAACAAGUGCACCAUCGCAUCCCGCAUCGACUGCUUCUCAGAGGUUCCCACCAGCGUCUUUGGGGACAAACUGAGGGAGCAGGUGGAGGAACGGCUGGCGUUCUAUGAGACCGGGGAGCCGCCCCGCAAGAACCUGGAGGUGAUGAAGGAGGCCAUGGUGGAGGCCAGCGAGGUGGUGGCUGAGGUGAAAAGGAAGCAGGAAAAGAAGGAGAAGAAGAGGAGGAAGCGGGAGAAGCGGCGCCUGGAGGCUCUGGCUGCGGCAGCCGAGGAGCUGGAGAACUCGGUGCAGGACGUGGAGGAAAAUAACAUAGAGCCAAAGAAAAAGAAAAAGAAGAAGAAGGAGCAGGAGGAGGAAGAGGAGGAGGAGGAGGAGGCUGCUACCGAGCCAGAGCAGAAUGGGCUGCAGGAGGAGGAGGAGGAAGAGGAGGAGGCCUUGCCCAAGAAGAAAAGGAAACUGAUGGGAGAUGGCACCCCAAUGGAGAAGAAGAAGAAAAAGAAGAAGGUCAAGGAUGAGGAGGAGCUGAGCUGAGCCGGGCUGCAACCCUGCACUGUGGACUCGGGGCUGCUGGGGGCAGCUGCAGCCCAUCAUCCAACCAUCCAUCCAGGCCCUGGGGGCCCAGCGCUGCAGCUCCGGGCGUUGGACUCUGGGCUCUGCCUCAAUGGGGCUCUGCCUCCUUUGGCCCCAUGGCUCCUGCGCUGCUGUGCUUCCUGCCUUCAGUCUCAGCCCCCGGGAGCGGCUGGUGCCAGGAACUGCCCCGUGUGACUGAGCCUCGGCAAAUAAAGGGCUGGGGUCUCAAUGAGCCUCGGUGAAUAAAGGGCUGGGGUCUCAAUGAGCCUCGGCAAAUAAAGGGCUGGGGUCUCAAUGAGCCUCGGCAAAUAAAGGGCUGGGGUCUCAAUGAGCCUCAGUCAAUAAAGGGCUGCGGUU